Molecule: messenger RNA, 1812 nt
Organism: Emiliania huxleyi CCMP1516
Lineage: Eukaryota; Haptophyta; Isochrysidales; Noelaerhabdaceae
Exons: 8
Coding region: 1-1812 (603 amino acids)
Biological process (GO): amino acid transmembrane transport
Molecular function (GO): amino acid transmembrane transporter activity
Source: RefSeq, a predicted model, not a curated record
AUGCUCGCGCUUCUCGCCUCCUCCACGUCCUCCUUCGUCGCUCCGGCUGGCGUUCCCUCGGGCCUCGCCCGCGGCCUCGACGCUCCGCAGAUGAACUUCCUCAAGGACCUCGCCGCCAAGACGGCACCCGACCGCGGCGGCGCCUCGACGCCCCGUGCUGCGCCUGCAAAGAAGGCGCCAGCGGGCGGCCGCGCCUUCCUGUCCGAGUUCGGAGGCAACACGGCGGUGAUGAAUCCGACGGCCAGGAUCACCGGCAAGGCCAAGCCGCUGUCGCCGGGCUCCAACUACCCCGGUGGCGGCGACAAGCUGCAGGAGCAGUCGUAUGGCUUCGGCAACUUCAUCCAGAGGUUCCAGAAGGCGGAGGGCAAGUCCAAAUAUGGCGUGCCCAUCUUCCUCCCCAGCGGCAACGUCAACCCGGCCUACCUCAAGGCGGAGCGCGACGACAUGAACGCCAAGAAGGCCAAGAACGUCAAGAACCUGCGGUCGCAGCGCGAGAAGAUGCAGAAGGCGGGCACCUACUACCAGUCCGACUACAUCAAGAAGAAGGCGAAGCACGUUUGCAGCGUGGGACUCGGCGGCUGCGUGGCCAACUUGGUCCUAGCGGUGCUGGGCGCGGGCCAGCUGGUGCUGCCGUACGCGCUGAGCCAGCUGGGGCUUGGGUUCGGCCUCGUGGCGCUGCUCGCCUUCGGUGUCCUCUCCAUCCACUCGUGCUACACCCUCUCCGUCUACGAGCUCCAUUUUCGACCCGACCCGCCGGGCGGUCCGCCGGCCUGCAUCGAGUCAUACGCCGAACUGGUGACGCGGGUGCUGGGGAGGCUGGGCAGCACGGUGUGCGCGGCGCUGCUGGCCAUGUACGCCUGGGGCGGCGCCCUCUCCUUCCUGGUCAUCCUCAAGGGCGAGCUCGGCUCGCUCACCGGACUGGACGGCGGGCUGUGCCUGACCGCGGUCGCCACCCUCUUCAUCUUCCCGCUCUCCUCCUGCAAGGACCUGUCCGCACUCAAGCCGACCGCGCCGCUCGGCUGCGCCGCCGCCAUCUUCAUCACCGUCGUCGUGCUCCUCUCCACGCGCUGGUCCUGGGAGGCGCCCCUCGGCGCGGCGGUCUGCCGAGGCCCGGCGGGCAGCGACGCUGGCGGGACUGGCUCGCUGCGCUGGCUUCCCUCGUCGAUGACCUCGCUGGCGGCCUCCCUCCCGCUCCUCUCCUUUGCGCUCAAUUCGUCGUGGGCGUACAUCCCCAUCCUGUGCACGCUCAAGGACCGGCGGCCGGUGCGGUACGCCAGCCUCAUCGCCGGCAGCAACGCGGUCAUCCUCGCAAACUACGUGCUCAUCGCGGCGUACGGCUACGGCAUGUUUUGCGAAGAGACGGAGCCAAACAUCCUCGACUCGCUCGGCGGCGCCGCGGCGCUGGGCACCACCGUCGAGGUCCUGGUGCGGCUCGCGCGCGGCGCUCUGGCGGCGCAGCUGUCGCUCGCGCUGCCCAUGCGCUUCUUCGUGGCCAGGCGAACCGUCGGCGCCGGCGUCUCGAGCUUGUUUGGGCGCGUGCUGCUCUCCGCGUCGCUCGUCGGCAGCGCAACUUUUCUUGCCGUGUUGCCGCUCUCGCUCGCGCUUGUGCUCGGCGUGACCUCCUCUGUGUGCGCGAGCAUGAUCAUCUACAUCCUCCCCGCCCUCGUCGACCUCAAGUUCCGCGUCGACGACCCGCUGAUCCCGCGCAGCCUGCGACUGGCCGGCUCGGCCGUCUCGCUGCUGGUCGGCCUCUUCGUGAUGGUCGGAGGCCUCGCGGGCAACUUCCUCGGCAUCGCGGUCGGCGGCCGCUGA